ACUUUGGUUAACAUACGCUAGGAUGAAAACACUGGGAUAUCCUCAGCUUCCACGUGUGAGCCUGCUAAUGGUCCACUUGGCAUUCCCUGGUUGCUUUUCUGAAAAGAAAACAUUGGCCGUUUCCUUCGCGCUUAGCUUUUUUAGGCACGCUCCCUACAAAUUGGAAACCGGUGGCUUUUGGUUGUGUCCCUUGUUUAGAGAGAGAGAGAGAGAGAUUGGAAACCGGUGGCUUUUGGUUCUGUCCCUUGUUUAGAGAGAGAGAGAGAGAGAGAGAGAGGCAUGUCCUUCGCAGCAAUUCAGGAAAAAAGACUUAAGUAAAAAAAAGAUCACUUUUUUUCUUAUUUUGUUGACGUUGUUGUUGUUUCUGCAUACUUUUCAGGAGAUUUUGAAAAGAUAACCCAGAAGGAAAUUCUAACAACCCUUUUUAGAAUUGUAUAUACUUUUGUAUCUGAAUUGGGUUUUCCAGCUGAAUCCGAAUUCUGAGAGAAAAACGUAGAAACCAACACACAGAGAGAGAGGGAGAGAGGGAGAGGUUUGAACUUUAAACACAGAUCGUAGCAUUUGAGGCUGGAUUUUGAUCUGGGUUACCUUUAAAAGGGGGAACAAGAAUUGGGUAUUGAUCAGAGAGGAGGAUAGGGCAGUGGAAAUUGGAAUUUGAGGUGUUUGGUGAAUGGGAAAAUGGAUUUCUGGCCAGAGUUUCUUGCGAGCAGUUGGGGAAGAGAGUUUGUGGCAGGAGGGGUUGGAGGGAUGGCUGGUGUAGUCUCUGGUUAUCCCCUCGACACUCUCCGGGUCUUGCAACAGAGCUCGCCUUCAGGCUCGGCCUUCAGCAUCCUCCGUAAUGUGGUCUGCGCUGAAGGCCCAAUUGCCCUCUACAGAGGCAUGGCUGCUCCCAUGGCAGCUGUCACCUUCCAGAAUGCCAUGGUUUUCCAGGUAUAUGCUAUCCUCUCCCGAACCUGCGAUCCUUCUGUUUCCGCCAAAGACCCUCCUUCAUACAAAGGUGUUGCUCUAGGAGGAUUUGGCACAGGUGCUAUACAGAGCCUAAUACUCAGUCCUGUAGAACUUGUAAAAAUCCGACUUCAACUCCAACGUGAUGCAAAAUCAAAACCCCAUCAGCUGCAAUCUCACAACGGCCCUAUAGAUGUUGCCAAAAGCAUAAUGAGAGCAGAAGGCUUAAGGGGAAUAUAUAGAGGACUUUUUAUUACUGUCCUUAGGGAAGCGCCGUCCUAUGGCUUAUACUUCUGGACUUAUGAGUAUAUAAGAGAGAAGCUUCACCCAGGCUGCAGAAAGACCGGCGAAGAGAGCUUGCAAACAAUGCUGGUGGCAGGAGGGCUAGCGGGAAUUGCCAGCUGGAUUUGUUGUUAUCCCUUAGAUGUUGUGAAAACGAGAUUGCAGGCUCAAGAUCCAUCUCAGUACCUUCCACCCAGAUAUUCCGGCAUUGCUGAUUGCUUUCGGAAGAGUGUGAGAGAUGAUGGUUAUGGGGUGCUAUGGCGAGGAUUAGGAACUGCGGUUUCUAGAGCAUUUCUGGUGAAUGGGGCAAUUUUUGCUACUUAUGAGAUUGCUCUGAGGUGCCUAUUCAGCAACAGCAGUAGAGCCAUUCAGACAGAGAAGAUACAAUCUAGCUAGGGAAGAUUUAUGCCCAACACAAACAUUUAAACAAGACAAGAAAUUUGUAUGAUAGACCAUUAUUCUUGCUGUAUUCUAAAUUUUUCAAAGAAAAUAAAUACCAAAUAUGAAAUGUAGUGAAAAUAGUCGAAUACAAAUUAUAUGAUAUAUUGAAAGCAAACAAUACAACAAAGUAAAUUCUCAUCGGAAUGUGAAUCGGUA
Molecule: messenger RNA, 1824 nt
Organism: Malus domestica (apple)
Lineage: Eukaryota; Viridiplantae; Streptophyta; Magnoliopsida; Rosales; Rosaceae
Product: mitochondrial arginine transporter BAC2-like
Biological process (GO): transmembrane transport
Molecular function (GO): transmembrane transporter activity
Source: RefSeq, a predicted model, not a curated record